CACCAGUAAAGAAGAAGAAGGCAGAAUCAGAAGAUGAAUGGAUGGAAGAAGAAUCGGAAGAAGAGGUCAAACCUAAGGGCAAAGGUCGUGGCGGCAAUUCUGCCAAAACUGUAAAUGCAAAAAGGGCUGGAAAGAAAUCAAAAUAUGCUGAAUCCAGUGAGGAAGAGGAGGAAGAAGAAAGUGAGGAAUCUGAGGAAGAAGUCAAACCAAAGAAAGGCAGACAGAGGAGGCAGUCCUCAGAGGAUGAACAUACCAAACCAAAGAAACGGAAAAAAGGCAGGGGAAGAAAACAGUCUGACGACGAACAGUCCACCAGCUGGAGGGGAAGGCCAUCACGGUCCGCAGCAUGUAAAAGAGGCAGCUAUGUUGAUGAUUUUGUGGCCCCUGAUGACAUGUCCGAGGAAGAAGAAGAUGAGGACUCAGACAAAGAUCAGGACAGUGAUUUCCACCUGGACAGUCUGGAGGACUCAGGCAGUGACUGGGAAAUGUCACAGAAAACUAAAAAACAGAAACCAAUGAGGCAAGGCACUAGGAAGUCAGCGCGACAAGGAAGAAGAAAACGGUAUACGUCAGAUUUCUCUGAUGAGGAUGAUGAGGAAUAUGUUCCACGCCCCACCAAGAGGAGGGCCAGCAUGUCGGCCAGUAAAAAAUUCAAAUCCUACCGACGGGAUGAGGACAGUGAAGAGGAAUCAGAAGAGGAGAGACCUUCCAAAAAAUCUCCCAAAAAAGGUCGAGGAAGACCAGCUAAAGGAAGAAGGCGGAAAGAUGAGUCUGAAUCAGAAGAGGAGGAAGAAUCGGAGGAAGAAGAAAUCAAGAAGAGGGGAAGGAAGAAGAAGAAGUCAAGUUCAGAGGAGGAAGAGGACUCAGAAGAGGAGGAGAAACCCAAGAAGAAGAAAUCUAAGGACCAGAGUGAGAGUGAGGAGUCAGAGAAAGACACGUCCAGUAAAAAACAGAAAAAAGACACCAAGGAAGGCGGGAAAAAGAAACGCAGACCUUGUCAGUUUGGGAAGAAAUGCUACAGGAAAAAUCCUAUACAUUUCAAGGACUACUGCCAUCCUGGUGAUGAGAGUUUUGAAGCAAGUGACGAGGAUAAACCGGAAUGUCAGUAUGGCACGGACUGUUACAGGACAAAUCCUGAACACUUGAGAGAGUUUAAACAUACGAUGAAUCUAUCCCUGCCAUCAGCAAAGAAAGCUAAGAGAAGUGUGUUAUCCAAGGACCAGGACGAUGAUGAUGGACAGCCAAACACUUACGAUUACAAUGACAGUUUUAUUGAUGAUGACAAUGGUUCCGAGUCAUCAGGAUCAUAUGAGGAUCCUGGGAACAGUGAUUCAGACUAUGAUCCCGAGGACUCCCAAACUGUGAAAAACCUCCAGAAAGAGGCCAGAAAAUUCAUCAAAAAUAAGAAAAUGCAGCGCAAAUAAACUGUGAAGUGUCAUUGUCUAUGGAUGGAUCAUCACAUUACUUAUCAUUCUUUUAUUUUUAAAUCUCAGCUGAGGAAAAAGGCACUAAAGAGCUAUUCUGAGAAAAAGAUCCAGUCUGUUUUCUGUAUAUUUUUAACAUGUUAAACUUUUCUCUAAGUGAACUAGUGAAAAUUGUCACAAAGCAUCCUUGAGUGAAAUUGAUUUAAAUUCAUUCAGAUGAACAGCCACUCUCUUAUUUUGGAAGAAAUAAUGGAAUAUUCAAAAUUCUCCUUUUCUAGAACUUUUGUAAGAAAAAUCAUGUAAUAUCAAAAGCAGUACAACAAUAAGUUGUAGAUAUUAAGCUUCCCAGCGUAAUGUAGUUUUGUUGACAUUCAGAAGAACCUGAUUGUGACAUUAGGGCUCAAUAUUCUGUAAAUGGAGCUGAAAUCAUGGACCUUAAUUUGAUGACCACAAAUGGCUUCCUCUUGAUAAGAUAAUUGAGACUCAUGUGAGCUUUGUGGCCCAGGAGUCUCAUAUUAAUUUUAUGUCUUAUGUGAAGAUAAACUUUUAAAAAUAACUGACCAUUAUAAUGAUACUGUAACCAUUUCAGCUGACAAUUACAUGUAAAAUAAAAUAAUACCUAAUGAUUUAUAAAACGAGGGUCUAAAGGGUUCUUUACUCUCGUGUAAAAUUUCCCAAAUUUUGAUCUCACAAUGCCAUUUUUCUGACAGUGUGUAUUUAGCUCAUUUCAAUUUUUUAAGACUGUUUAAGCCCCAUUUGACUUUGAAGUCUUUUGUCCAUAUGAUAAUGUUUUUGGUACCACCAUCAUCUACUUGAUUAUAUGUGUUCAUCUGAUCAUUUUAGGAAUUCUGAGUGUAACAGCAAGUUUAUAUCAUUGUAGAACAGAUAUAUGUACAAAGUACGUAUUUACACAAUUUAACGUAGUUUUAAAGUGAUUUGUCAGCUUGAUUUGGUGAAAAAUUUGUUUCAGACAAAAAAAAUGUUUGUGUAUAUUCUCCAUACAAAAUCUUGAAAAUCAAGAAAAAUUUUAAUUUUUCUUAUGUCCUGUAAUUUUUAUGGUUGUUUUUCCAUUGUUUCACAAAAGGCUUUUAGAAGUAUAGUCUUUGUAGCAGUUGUUUUAUAUUAAGUAUUGAAGUUGGAUUGAAUGAUUAUGUUUGAGUUUAUAAUUGUCAAGGGUAUAAAAGUUUUUAAAUAUAAUGGACCUCUUUUCAAAUUUUGUUUAAAAACAGAAAAUUGUUGGUUUUGGGCUAUCUUUAAAAAAUUGUUUGAUUGCCCUCUCCCUACCCACUGGCUAAAAUUGGCGGGACUCAAAUUUUUUUUUAACCUCCAGGAAGCUAUAAUUGUUUUUUAUAUGUACUCUGGAAAAUAUAAUCUAAAAAUUUAACAUUGAAACUAAAAUUUCUGAGAACAAAAAAUUCUGACCUAUCUACCGACCCAAUAUUUUUAGACCACGUCGAGAGAGAGCAAACAAACAUUUUUUCUAAAGUUGGCCUACUUAGCGUUUUUUUUUUUUUAUUCUACGCAGAAUAAUAUUGAAAAAUCCUAUUCUGACAGUGUACUAUUUUUUUUUUAAGUAUAAAAUGUAAAGCUUAGGAUUUCUCUGUAUUUUUUACCUAUACACUUGAUUGAUAAUUUCAUGUUUUUAAGUCAAGUUAUGAAAGCUUUUGUCUUUUUUAUUUAGUUUUGGUGUAUACUCCAAGCGUUCCAUUAACAUUUAUGUCAGUCAUUUUCAUAUCCAGCAUUGCAUGUAUGCAUAGUAUAACUUUGUUAAACUAAUGAAGGCUGUGUUAAAUAUCCAUAUUGAAGAUAAUGGAAUUCUUGAUUAAAGAUUGUAUCCGAUACAAUAAAGCGCAUUGAAGUGGUAAAAUUACAAUUUGA
Messenger RNA from Saccostrea cuccullata (small rock oyster), 3302 nucleotides. Its product is annotated as ABC transporter F family member 4-like. Gene Ontology annotation, molecular function: 3'-5' exonuclease activity; DNA binding; DNA-(apurinic or apyrimidinic site) endonuclease activity. The annotation marks the transcript as partial. The record is from RefSeq and is a predicted model, not a curated record. Gene Ontology annotation, biological process: double-strand break repair. NCBI's taxonomy places the organism in Eukaryota, Metazoa, Mollusca, Bivalvia, Ostreida, Ostreidae. The transcript has 8 exons. Gene Ontology annotation, cellular component: site of double-strand break; nucleus.